Molecule: messenger RNA, 557 nt
Organism: Rhopalosiphum maidis (corn leaf aphid)
Lineage: Eukaryota; Metazoa; Arthropoda; Insecta; Hemiptera; Aphididae
Product: acidic leucine-rich nuclear phosphoprotein 32 family member B-like
Exons: 1
Coding region: 152-520 (122 amino acids)
Source: RefSeq, a predicted model, not a curated record
AAUGAUUCCGUGGACGACAAUAUGUACCUGAAUGCAGCAGGUAUCGACGACGACAUUAAUGGAUUGAUGAAUUGCCAUCGGCUAGAUGAUAUAUCAGUAGUAGACGAUUGCAGGUCUCGUGGUGCCGAAGCAAGAAUACCUGAACGACGUCAUGGGAGAAGACAGUAAUCACGUAAUUGACCACCAGCUGCCCAACGACACCGACGUGAACGUCACCUCGAUUUGCGAAGGAGACGAAGUAACUAAUCACGACGAUAGUGAUGAAUUCAAACCACACAUGAAUGCACUGAACGCCAAUGGUCCAGAAAGUGGAGAACUGGAUGGUCCUGAAGGCGGAGAAAUGGAAGAUCUGCAAAAGGAUGGCGAUGGAAGCAACGGAAACGACGGUGAAGUGGACGAUGAGGAGAACGAAAACGAAGAAGAGGAUGAAGAUGAAGACGAGGACUCCAACCAGCUAAGCGGCAUGCACUGUGCGACAAUUGUACGUGAGCAGUUCUUUGGACGGAGGUACCGCAGAUGAAGACGAACAGCAGCAAGAGACCAUGUGCCAGAUAUGU